GCCCUCGCACAGAGGGGACAAGCAGGGGGAACCGUCUCUACCUGAGCCAGCACACCUGUGCUCCAUCUUUCUGACAGCUUAUCAGCUGUCCUGAUGCUGCCGGAGGACAAAACAGCUGAUCUGAGGUCAGCUGAUGAUCUAAACAAUCAGAGCCAACCCUCUGCAAGUCGGUCUGGACCCGGACGUCUCUCACCUACCUGUCCUAUGCAGGUGGUGCUGGUCUUUGGUCUGUCUGUAGCCAUGGUAGGUCUUUGUGUGGGUGGGGCAGUUCACCUGAACCCAGCCGUUUCCAUGGCGAUGGUUCUGAGUCUGAGGCUUCGGCUGUGGAGGGCCAUUCUCUAUGUGAUUGGUCAGCUGCUGGGGGGCGUGGCUUCUGCAGCGCUGCUGUUGGGACUGACCGGAGAUGUGACACCUGUCCUCAACCAGGUGUCUUCUGGGAUCCAGCUUCACCAGGCAGUCACCAUGGAAACACUAGUGACUCUCCAGCUGGUGUUGGUUGUCAUGGCAACCUCUGAUGUCCCACUGCCGGCUGUUGUGUCUCCUCUGUUGGUCGGCCUGGCUGUCAGUCUGGGUCACCUUGUCGCUGUGGGCGCAACAGGUUGUGGGAUGAACCCAGCUCGGUCCUUCGGUCCAGCUGUCGUCACGCUUACCUUCAACAACCACUGGGUGUUCUGGCUGGGACCUGGUUUGGGGGCGUGUCUUGCUGGUUUUCUGAAUGACUUGUUGCUACGGCCACGCUGGUGUUGCCCUGGCGACUGGUGGGCAGAGCUAAAAGAACUGUAUGUGCUUUCAGAGAGACAGCCUCAGGAGGCGCUGUCACACCUGCCCUAACACACACCUGAGAUCAGCUCUGUUGUCCUUCAUGUUUGACACACCUGGAUAUCUGUAUGAUUUAUU
Molecule: messenger RNA, 897 nt
Organism: Melanotaenia boesemani (Boeseman's rainbowfish)
Lineage: Eukaryota; Metazoa; Chordata; Actinopteri; Atheriniformes; Melanotaeniidae
Product: aquaporin-1
Exons: 5
Coding region: 94-831 (245 amino acids)
Biological process (GO): transmembrane transport
Cellular component (GO): plasma membrane
Molecular function (GO): water channel activity
Source: RefSeq, a predicted model, not a curated record